GUGAGCAACUGUGUAAAGUUCUCUGUUGAAAUAAUGAUAAGACGCACAGCAAUUGAAUGUAUGAUAUUCUGCGUUUCAAAGUGAAAUGCCUUGUGGCAGCAGCAUUAGGUCGCGGCUAUAGUGGUGACAGGGUCUAAGUUGGAAUUGCUUCAUUUUAUAUUUAUAUGUGUCUACAAAAUUCCGCCAAAGGAAAAAGCGUUUUCGCAGUGAAAAUCUCAUUCAUUGGGCUGACUGAAGUUGUAAAGAGAGAGAGGAUGUCGAUGGCUCAUGCAUGUGGUUCAGUCACUCCUGAUUCACCCCACUUUUCCAUUUUGUGAAUUCACCACGAAAAGCUGAAUGAUAAGAUUAGGCACGGGCGAAAGAAGUAUUUUAUACGUACGAUCGGUGCGACGUUGGCGAAAGUCAGCAGUGUUCGUGCGAGUGCUGAAGAAGUUGUGUGGCGAUCGAGUGCAAAAAAAAACUUUUCUUCUCUCAACUGAGAAAUUUUGUUCUUUUUGGAUUUUUUUUAAAAUACUUUUUGGGAGCAAGGAGGAUUACACGAAGAGUGCCUACGUGGAGGGUUAAGAUAAAUUGAAGAAGUAGUGUGACUCGGAAAUUCCUUCUCUUUCCGCUAAUAGUUUUUUUUUUGGAGUAAUUCAGCGGACUGGAGAGACAAUUAAAGAGAGUCACCCGUAAGAUGUUGCUCCCAUCGGCAGGAUUGGCCACAUUCGGUUUCCUGCUUCUCUCACUCGCCACACCUUCAGUCACCGCAAAUCCAACAUGCCCCGCUGGGUGCACGUGCAUCCUAUCACCAAAUUCAGCCACAACAUUCAGUCAUGUUAGGUGCCAAAAUGCCGAUCAUAUUGCCGAGGUUGGCCCCAUCUCUGUUGAGACGCUCGACUUGUCCAAUGCUGGCAUUGUACGACUCACAAAUCACCUGGAGAAUCUGCAGAAUCUGACGCACUUGGACCUGUCCAAUAAUCGCCUCUCAGAAGCCAAUCGUCUCAAUAAGAAGAUUCGUGAACUCAAUUUGAGCUACAAUCGCAUCACAUCGGGGAAAUUGGGGAAACUUCCGUUGCGUGUUCAAGUACUAAAUCUCACCCACAAUGAGAUCACGUACCUCCCGAUGACACUGAUGAAGCUGAGGGACCUGAAGCAGAUUGAAUUGGCGGGAAAUCGCAUCAACUGCACGUGCGAAACGCUGCAGGUGCGCAAUUGGCUGCAACAGCGGCACGUGUGGUCAGAUCGUCCAGUUAAGUGCCAUUCCCCAAUCAGAUUCAAGGGUAUGCCAUGGCUGCAGGUGAAGCAGGCGGAUGUUUGCGAUGAUGACAGAGAGAGGAAUAUCUGGGGUGAUGCCAAUGAUGACAACGAACUCAUGAUGGGUGAUGCUCCUGCAUCAAGUGGAGACUCUGAGUACGAUGACAAUGAAGAUAACAUCGAAGAUGACUUUAUUCCCUUCAAGGAGGCCGCAGUUGAUGAUGAUGCUGAUGAUGGAUCAGGAGAUGCAGAUGCUGUCAAAGCAGACAGAACACUGAAGCUAUCAAGUGCAACGGAUGGAGCUAUUGUUGAGGGAUCUGGCUUUGGGGGGCGUGCGGUGAACGUUGAAGAAGCAUCAGAGUCGCCUGAAGAUGAUGACGAAGAGUACGAUGAUGAUGGAUCUGGAAGUGGGGCCAUACCCCUCCCACCACUAAUUCCCCUUGAGAAAGCCAUUGAUUUGGACACAAACUCCUUUGAACCACCAACAAGUGAUGAUGAUGACAAUGCUUCACCACUUCCAGAACCCGAUGAAGAGGUCACACGUCCCCCACUUCCAGAUCUUGGGAUUUUUGGUGGUCACGAUGUGCAGAAAGAGGAUGAAGUUACACCGUCAGCUGAAAUUGUUCCCGUUGUCAUGGCAGGUGUUGAAGGUGCACCCAAGGAAUCAAGUGCAGAUGCAGCUGCGUCUAAGGAGGAAUCCGUUAUUCCGUCGAAGAGUGAAAGUGGAACACCAAGCCAGGAAAUCAGGAUAGCUGAACAAACCCCGGAGCAGGCAGAAGAGAAUCGUGCAACUGUUAUCCUCCUCGUUGUUGUGGGUGUUGCCCUAGUUGGGCUUGUUGCCUUCAUAAUUGUCAAGAAGAAGAAGAAGCGUGGACGACGCAAUAGGGCUGAUGCUGAGAAUCCACGUGGUGAGGAGAUGUUGGAUAUGGAUAAGAAACUCCUGGGGAAACCCAUUCAGAAGAAUGGAAACCCCGAAAGUGCUCCACUUAUGCCCAAUAGAGAUAAAUCCGACUAUGCUAAACCCGUAAAUGGGGAUAAAGUUGAUGUUGUGAAUCCCAUUGAUUCAUACCAGAAACCCCCACCGCCGAAGAAGGUGGAAGAACCCGUGCAGAAGCAGGAGAACGUACCGAUGAAUCAAGAGCCAACGGCUCCUCCGGCAGAAGAUGAGAAAAAUCCCCGGAGAAGUUUGUAUGACAACGAUGGCGCUGUUCCCGGGUUGAAUAAUAACGACACAGGGGCAAGAGAUCACAAUGAAGCUCCUGCAGGAGAACCCCUAACUAAUGGGCUGGAUCAUGCACCACCGCACUUGCACAACGGACAACCAGCUGAUGUGCACAAUGGACCUAGUAGUGUGGCUGAUGGUACAGAACCCGAUGCUGCGAAUAAGUACGUCCCCAAGAGUCCUGCCCUGGCACGAUACAGCCCGGUGUACAGUCCGGAAACGGGGAGGGUUAAGAUUAAACUCACGGAAACCCCCAAGCCCAAAACUCCCCUCCUUGUUACGCGAAGUAGAUCAAAUGCCGGGGAUAUCAUCACGACGCCCUACACCAGUCCAAUCAGAGGUCAGCAGCAGACCUAACUGCAACAUAGCAGUUCGGGAAGGCAUCAUCCUUGAAGGAUCCAUCAGCAUGAGUUCUUUUCUGUUAGUCUUCGAAGUCGCUUUAGUCAGAUAUAUAUAUAAUUUUGUCAAAAUGUGGGAGUUUGCUGAGAAGGGGGGGUAUCCGUUCAAAUUGAAGGGAUCCCUACUUCCGAGAAAGAGAGAGAGAGAGAAGGAGAAAAAUCAUAUUUCCGUGUUCAGGACCUCUUAUUUGUGAGUGCCAAAAUGAGAAGAAAAAAAAAAGGAUUUAAUUCCCUUUUUCCUGCAAAAUGUUACACCAGCAUAGAGAAAAAACUGAUCAAAGAGUGAUAUUUAGGUAAAUAGCAGAUGUGCAUCAUUUUUCAACAUAAAUUCAUCAGAAAAAGGAAAAAAAAACGUUUAGGGAAUAUUCUACGACGUCUCCGAGACGUCGCUGCGACCACACAAAGAUGAGGGGAAAUUUACUUUGCCUCCUUCCGGGCUGGGAAUUUGAGUUUUAAACUAAAUUAAGCAUAUUUUAGCACACUUUGGGGCUUUUACUACGCCAUCUCAUUGAAACUUAACUUCCCAGCCUGAGGUGGGAGGGCUUCAUUAGAAUAAAGAAUAAAGAAAAAAAUUAACGGCAUUGAAUUUAAAAAAAAAAAGUGCGAGAAUCGAGCAAAAUUUUACUUAGCCUGUAAAAAAAAAGAGUUUAGAUUAAAAAAGAAGGAAAAAGUAAGAAUGAUAAAGUCAUUUUAUAAUUAAUCUAGAAUGAUAAAAAAAACCAUCUUUGUACAUAAAAAUUCUUUUCCUGUGUGUGUAAUAAAUUUUCAGAGCUGAAAAUGUAAUUAAACUGAGAGAGAGAAAAAAGUUUCUUUUGGGAGUUUUUUUUUAAGAAAGAAAUUUAAUAUCAUUUCAACACGAUAAAAUGGUUUACAUUUUAUUUCUGUUAAUUUAUUGUGAUUAUUCUUCAAAUUGUAUACAAAACUAUUUAAAAUAAAAAAUAAUAAAAUAUCAUAAAAAAUUUA
Messenger RNA from Lutzomyia longipalpis, 3819 nucleotides. RefSeq names its product protein windpipe (gene wdp). Gene Ontology annotation, molecular function: protein binding. The coding region runs from base 677 to 2815 and encodes 712 amino acids. The record is from RefSeq and is a predicted model, not a curated record. NCBI's taxonomy places the organism in Eukaryota, Metazoa, Arthropoda, Insecta, Diptera, Psychodidae. The transcript has 2 exons.